Molecule: messenger RNA, 1573 nt
Organism: Syzygium oleosum
Lineage: Eukaryota; Viridiplantae; Streptophyta; Magnoliopsida; Myrtales; Myrtaceae
Exons: 2
Coding region: 435-1373 (312 amino acids)
Source: RefSeq, a predicted model, not a curated record
AGAAGUGGGGAACUGGAAAAGUCGUUUAACCAGCUCUUGAUUUAGUUACAUCCUCCUCACCUCUGUUGAAAACUUUUAAAAUUGAAGUGAAGUUGUUGCAGCUCUUUUAAAGUAGAAAUUAACUUCCCUGGAACAUCCACAUUUCGAUCCUUUUGAAUGAUCAUUGCAAAAAAAUGGGCGAAGAAACCACUUGAGUAUGCAAUGGGAAAAUUAAAAGUGUCCUCCAGUACCCUUUGCCAGCAAAUUUUCCUUCAUUCCUUAGCCAAGAAACCCUAACACUCCACAUCCAAAGUGCUGCCUAAACCCUAGACCUGUGGCCAUUAUCGUUGAUGAGAACAAUCUCCCCUAUCUCUCACGAAACAGAACCUCAACCCACCAACUCUGUCUCAGGGAACCGAAUAAAAUUCCCCUCAAAAGUGUGAUUCCUUGCAGCAAUGGCCAACUCCUGCUUUACCAGAUACCGCAGCUUCCAUUGCAGAUCAUCAGCACCACUUCCUGCUACAAGAAAGCAUGGAACCAGAAGACGUUCCCGAACCUUAUCCAGCUGUGGCACAUCCUUUGUUUCCUCUAGUUCUUCUAUCAUAAUUCGUUCCCCCUCACCAUUAGUAUUGACUGCUCGCUUCAUUCCGUCUGAUGCUCCGCAACGCUCCGAAGAAUGGUUCUCCCUACGGAAGGAUAAGCUCACAACAAGCACCUUUAGCACGGCCUUGGGAUUCUGGAAAGGGACCCGUCGCUUUGAGCUUUGGAAGGAGAAAGUUUUUGCACCAGAAAUGCAAAUCCCGGAACCUUCCAAAAUGUGUGCCAUGGAGUGGGGUGUUCUGAAUGAAGCGGCGGCAAUAGACAGGUAUAAAAGCAUCACGGGUCGUGAAGUUAGCUUGUUGGGGUUCGCCACUCAUUCGGAGGAACGGUUUGAGUGGCUGGGUGCGUCUCCCGAUGGCCUCCUUGGUUGCUUUCUGGGAGGUGGGAUCUUGGAAGUGAAGUGCCCUUACAAUAAGGGAAAGCCUGAAGUAGCUUUGCCCUGGACAACCAUGCCGUUCUAUUACAUGCCUCAGGUGCAGGGCCAGAUGGAGAUAAUGGAUCGCGAUUGGGUGGAUUUGUACUGUUGGACGCCUAAUGGGAGCACCAUAUUGCAUGUGUGCAGGGAUCGUGGUUAUUGGGAGCUAAUUCACGGGAUUUUACGAGAGUUUUGGUGGGAGAACGUAGUGCCCGCCAGGGAAGCUCUGUUGAUGGGAAAGGAAGAGGAGGCCAAUUCAUAUAAGCCUGCAUCGACACACCGACAGACAGGACUCGCGAUCGUCAAGAGCUUGAAACUGGCUAGCGAGGCGAAAUUGUCAUGUAGAGAGAUUGCAGGUCAUGUUGAGUUUUUCAGGUGAUCAAGUUUUGAAAUGCUGAGCAUGACUAUGUGGUUCCUUUCCCCAUUUUAGUGGAAUCACAUUCCUGUGCUACAUUAUUCUUUAUAGGAUUAUCAACAUGGUAUGAUUGAUCAUAGAAGUCUGGUAGGCCAGCCGACCCGCAGCCACCAGUUGUUUGUCGAAAUGUACGAAUUAAAAUUGUGUUAUGGCCGUUCAUCUCA